CGUUAUGUACGUCAUAAAGACUACCUCAACAGCUUGGUUGGCCAGGACUGAAAUGAAUUUACAAUGUUGAAUGAUGCAUUGCCCAACAAACUGCAUAUAAUGGAUCUAAUUUACUGAAAGAAAGAUGGAUCGUAAUGAUGAGAGAAUCAAAAGAGCUUUAAGACGCCGCCCUUAUGUGUUGAAACCAGUUAGGGUGAACACCCCUGAUUCCGUGUUGUGGCCAACCGGCAAGGUGCACAGAAGGCCAAAGCCUUCUAAUUCAGUGCAGACCCCUCAGAUCCACAAAAGGCCUCCAAUCAUUGUGAGCUAUGGGCAGGACCAGACAUCUGGGGAUGGAUGGAGCAUCAAUCCAGAGCCUCUCAGCCAGUCUGGAAGAGUGACUCGGCUAAUAGAGAGAAAAUAUCAUGACGUGAUCUCAUCCUCCAGUUCUGAUGACUUUUCCAUCUACUCCUUCACUGACUGUGAAUCUGAGUGUGAUGAUGAGGAUCAUGAAAGGAGGACAUCAAAGCUGAAAGUUGAGAAUGGAAAGGUGACAAAGCUUGAUGUGAGGGAUAUGGACAAGGAUGAUGAUCUGUCUCUCCACUCCUUUGAUGAGUCAGACUUCCUGAGCCCAGGGGAGGUCUCAGGUCCUGUAUCUGUCAAGAAUGGCCUCUCUCCUCUUGUAACCUCAGCACACUGGACACUGGCUGAAACCCUACGGGCCCUGCCCUCUGCUGUAGGCUCUCCCUACCCAGUAAAUGUUCCAAGGCCUCGGACUCCUCUCAACCCUGUCGCUCCGCCCCGAACAGAGAACUUCCCAUACCGCCACUGCCCUCGCCUGGCUCCCAUCACCAACCUGAGCGAGACCGGCAGGAAGCUGCUCCAGGAAAUGGCUGGAGUGGCCCCACAGGAAGGGAAGUUCAAUAAGAAAAAGAAGGGCAAGGCCAAAAAAGAAUUGAAGCAAGAGAAGGCCAGUAAGAUGCAACAGAUGGGAAAUGUUGGAGAAAGUAAGGAGGAGGACAAGAAAGAGGAAAAGAAGAGUCUGAGGAAGAGGUGAGGAAAUAGAGGAGAGAGAAGUGGAACAUAACCAGGGAAUACUAGACUAGAGAAUUAUAGAAAUAGAA
Molecule: messenger RNA, 1103 nt
Organism: Oncorhynchus masou masou (cherry salmon)
Lineage: Eukaryota; Metazoa; Chordata; Actinopteri; Salmoniformes; Salmonidae
Exons: 10
Coding region: 125-1036 (303 amino acids)
Source: RefSeq, a predicted model, not a curated record